CAAAGUGAUUAAAUUUUCUAAAAGACGCUGAUUCUUGCAAAGGACAUUAUCCAUUAGGCAAGACAUGUUUCAGAACAAUACUGAAAUCAAGGACGAGGCUCAAGAGAGUAUUAACCAAACACUCGCUGCCAUCGGAUUUAUAUCAUUCUGCGAAAAUAUAUGUCUCUUUGUUAUCAUGCAGAGAUGUAAGCGACUGCCUCUUCAAAUUAAAUUCCUCAUUCUCAACAUGACUGCCUCUGAUUUUAUUCUUGGGAUCAACUGCUUUCUGCUGUUUUCUCGUCCGCUGACGGAUCUCCUUAACACGGAGUAUCUCCUCAACAUGGAUACGUUUUGCCUUAUUCGACAAAGUAUAUUUUGGACAAAUGUCAUCGUGUCCAUAUUUCUAAUGACAGUUUUAUCACUGGAUCGAUGUCUUUCUCUGUCUCUUGUUAUGAAGUACCAGUCAAAGAUUGGUAUGUGGAUUACCAGCCUCGUUUUAACUGUUGUCUGGACUCUCGGUAUUAUAUUUGGAGUUUCCCGGUCGUCUGACGUAAAAUCGGUACCGCCUGGACUAUGCACUCAGAACGAUGGAAUGCCAACGCACAUGAUGUACUCUAUUGUUUCUCUUGUGUGUUUCAGUAUUGUGCUAUCGUCCUUUUUCGUCAUCUGCUGUAUUAUAAGAAGAAAUGUGCCUCCCGUUUACUCCAUCUCGAAUUCAGUGAAAGAGAACCACAACAUCAUAGCAGCAGAAGUCCGCGCAGUCGUCAGAAUGCAUUUAAUCACCAUUACCUUUCUACUCUGUUAUGUCCCGGGAAUCGUUUGUACAAGCGUUGUAGACUUUCUACCUGAUCUAGAAAGUACCCACCCAACCUUUGCAACGGCAAUGAAGUCGGCACAGGUCCUGUUUCUGAUUAAUGGAAUUCUGAACCCCUUCCUGUACGUCUGGCGAUUCAAGGAGUGUAGUAUCAAUGCUAAGCUGCUUCUGCCUGCCUGGGGAGACUGGUGCCAGAGAGUUCAGGAGGAGGCCGCCCGGGAGAGGGUCUUCCUAUAUGCCUCCUAUAUGGAAUCCCCCACCAUCAGCAAUAGCUACAUUUAGAAUAAUGACAAUGAUGACACUAGCUGCAGAGCCUUAAGACGAAAUCCCAGGAAUCCCUAUCCCUUGCUUGCACAUCUCAUUGCAGUUACUGGUGAAACAAUAUCAGAUAUUUUACAAACAAUCUCAGAUAUUUUACAAUAUGUAACUAUUUUUGAUAAAUAAUUUUGGAAAUAUCGAUAAAAUAAGAUCCAGAAGUCUCACAUCUAAUUUUGAAAUUGAUCGUC
This is a messenger RNA of Saccostrea cuccullata (small rock oyster), 1299 nucleotides long. Its product is annotated as trace amine-associated receptor 2-like. The record is from RefSeq and is a predicted model, not a curated record. The coding region runs from base 65 to 1075 and encodes 336 amino acids. The transcript has 2 exons. NCBI's taxonomy places the organism in Eukaryota, Metazoa, Mollusca, Bivalvia, Ostreida, Ostreidae. Gene Ontology annotation, cellular component: membrane. Gene Ontology annotation, molecular function: G protein-coupled receptor activity. Gene Ontology annotation, biological process: G protein-coupled receptor signaling pathway.